AUGGAAGAUUUUGCAUCAUUCAUUGAUAUAAUGAAGGUAGUUGACCUUCCAACCGUAGGAAUUCAAUUCACUUGGUUCAGUUCAGAUGGGAAAGCAAAAAGCAUGCUAGAUCUAUUUCUUGUGUAUGAAGGCAUCAUUGAUUCUUGGAAACUUGUUGCUCAAGAAAUUGAUAGUAGGAAUGUCUCAAAUCACUGCUCAAUAUAG
Messenger RNA from Lathyrus sativus (Indian pea), 204 nucleotides. The record is from the annotation of a GenBank genome assembly. NCBI's taxonomy places the organism in Eukaryota, Viridiplantae, Streptophyta, Magnoliopsida, Fabales, Fabaceae.